Messenger RNA from Striga asiatica, 330 nucleotides. The record is from the annotation of a GenBank genome assembly. NCBI's taxonomy places the organism in Eukaryota, Viridiplantae, Streptophyta, Magnoliopsida, Lamiales, Orobanchaceae.
AUGGAAUGUCACGGAUGGGUGACAACCUUCCUAGGGGCGCCCGAUGAACAUAUUUCAUAUUCACCUAUGGUGUUGAUGGCCGAGGAGAUGAAUACCUUUUAUAUUGAUGCAUCGACAUGGAUUUAUCAUCGAAUGUUCAAUACAUUCACCGUGAUCCACGGACAAUGCGUUGACCCUCAAAGAAGCCACAUUCUGUUGACGUGGAUACUUCUGAAGAAGAUGAACAUCUCCCGCCACCAAAAAAGAAGAGCGCAUGUUCCGUCGGAGAAACCACAUCCAGUUGCAUCUGAAAGAGCAACUGGAUCGUCUAUCGGAGAUGACGAGGCAUAG